Symsagittifera roscoffensis is the source of this 4645-nucleotide messenger RNA. RefSeq names its product vacuolar protein sorting-associated protein 8 homolog. NCBI's taxonomy places the organism in Eukaryota, Metazoa, Xenacoelomorpha, Acoela, Convolutidae. The transcript has 9 exons. Gene Ontology annotation, cellular component: HOPS complex; late endosome. Gene Ontology annotation, molecular function: protein binding. Bases 172 to 4572 code for a protein of 1466 amino acids. Gene Ontology annotation, biological process: protein targeting to vacuole; endosomal vesicle fusion. The record is from RefSeq and is a predicted model, not a curated record.
UGAAUAAGCAUUGCAAAAGAAAUCCAACAAACUCUUAUCUUAACUAAUUCGCCCGAGCUGAAAUAGUUUUAGAGCUUAUGCAUAAGUGAUUUUUUUGGGCAAGCAAAUUGGCGAAGUACUAUUCUAAAUAUUAAAUUGGACGAGUUCUACAAGUUCAUUUUUAAAGAUCGAAUGAAUGCGCUGCAAAAGCUGCAGAAUGACGAUCUUAUCAGUGUUGCUUCUCUUGAGUUACUCGCGGAUCCUUUGAAGGACGACGAGCUAGACAACUUUGAUGAAUCUCAAUUCAACAUUCCAGAGUUCAAAUCUGAAUUUCCGACCCUUGACGAUGUCUUGGCGGAGAAUUUUGAUUUUUCGCCGACCGCAAGUCCUUCGAAUUCUAAACUAGGCCUCAACCAUAAAAAGUUUGGUUCCCUGGCAUCCUUUGGCUCGUACGAUUCCCUGCAAUCAACGUCUCUCCGAAGUGAUGCUUCACAGUUUUCGAUUGUAAAACGCAUAAAACUCAAAGGAGUUUCUGCCAAUAUUGUAUCGGCGCAUAAAAGAAAUGCUGGGUUUCCAUCGGCAAUUGCAACCAAUAGUAUAAUAGCAAUUGGGACUACUUUCGGUUACCUCCUUUUGUUCGACCGGAAACAGCUUCUUCGUUUCUUUUUACAACCCCCUGAAGAUUCUGGGGGUAUCUCUGCUUUGAGUUUUAAUGUCGAUGCCUCCCGGAUCCUUGCAGGACAUGAACGUGGAACCAUUAAUAUGUGGGAUACAGAUACAGGGAAGGUGUUGCGAACUUUCAGUUACAUGACAAACGCACCAGUGCUGCAUAUUAAAUUCACAGAUGAUCCAACGAAAGCUUUGAUGUGCAAUGCUCAAGGGGCUGUUUUGUUGAUGAAUUUCAGGAGGCCCCUUGGUCUUCGAGUUUGUGACUUCCACGAAGUCUUCUCGGGCUCUGAAGUCGUAUGUUUGGAACCUUUAAUCAUUUCGAACAAUGUCUCCGACCAUCCUCUGAACAUCUAUAAUCCGUUUGUUAUCGCACUUGCAACUUUAAGAAAAUUUAUUAUCAUAGUUUUAAGGCCGAAACUGGCGAAAGUGUUCUCUUAUGUUCUCGAGGGACAUCAUUCAACGUUACCUGUUAUUUCAUGGCAGUUUAUUAAAUUACAAGUUAAUCAGUCCAGUGUUUCGUUUGACCCGGUCGCUUUAUUUGGGCGCGAUUCCCAAAUAGUGUUCGCUUUACUGGAAACCUCCACUACUGGUGCUACGGGAGUAAGGGUGCUGAAGACCCUAAGCUUAGGCUAUAGUUUGACUAACCUCAUCUGGUUUAAUAACAAAACAAUUGCAGUUUCCGAUCAGAAAGAAAAUUUACACCUGAUUGAUAUUCAAAGUGAGGAAAUUCUGGAAACAUUGGAUCUGCAGGCGGUUCAGAUCGUGUACGCAACAUCCGCUUUCAAAGGAUUAGCCAAUGAACAUAAAAAUAAGCCAUCCUUAGUUGCUGCAAGUGCUUUUGCAUGUUAUUACUCUCUCACAAUGACCGCAAGGCAGCUUCUGAUUUUGGGCCAGCAGUCGGUGCACGUUUUUGUGAUUCGAACUUGGUUUGAAAGAAUAAACUCCUUGAAGAAGUCAAAACUGUACACCGAAGCUCUCAUGCUUUCAAGAGAGGUUUUUCAAGGAACUUGUAAAGCGGUCGUCGGGAGUCUAGGACCACAAAAGUCUUUUCUCCUACAGAAUAGUCGCAGUUUGUUGAAUGAAAUCGCGUCGAGUGCCGUCGCUUCAGCUCCACAACAAGGCUCAGUCGACGCUUUAGAGGCCUAUUACUCAGAUACGAUUCCAUUAAUAAUUGAAACGUGCUGUUUGUUCAAGAUUUUCGAGUUCACCAACGAAGUGUACAAUAUUUUCGAAGCAGAUAUAACUGCCCGAUCUGUGUUUCUCUCCUCAAUGCAAUCUUGCAUUCUCUCAGAUCGCAUUUCGAAAGUCUCGCCGACAAUUUUGAAAGAUCUGAUAAACCUAAAUAUAGACAUGGAAACUAUAAGCUCGAUUCAGGAUAUAAUUUUGAAGCUCGAUAUAUCAACGAUAGAUAUCGACCAAGUUGUUAAACUUUCCUGGCAAAAUAAACUUUUCGAUGCAAUAAUUUACCUGUACAACCGAGCAAUUAAAAACUACUCAAUGCCCCUCGAAGAGUUAACGGAGUUUUUGAGAUCGAAAGAUGGCGAUAAUAGAGAAUUAGUUAAUACAAUACUAGUGUACUUGUCAUGCUGCAUGACAGGCCGAGAUUACAUGCACGGAAGCAUUCCAGAACCGCUUUGCAGAAAUGCAAAAAUUCAGUCAUGGAAAUUUUUACUAUUCGAUCAGCCAAACGCAACACCAGUCGAAAGGUUUCCUAACUCGAAGCUGCUUUUGCUCUCAGAUACGAGGGAGUUUUUGAACGUUUUGUCUAUAGCCUUCGGAGAAAGUGAGUUUACCACAACUGAAGGUCAACGUGUAAGGCAGAGAAUCAUAGAUAUGAUAAUGCUGUUAGUUGAUCUGAAUGAAAAGGAGUUCACGUCUUUACAAUUGGGAAGCAUUUACGUGUUUCUAGCUCGUGAGUUGAUGAAAUCUAGUCUGAAUUUGGAACCCGAAGUGUUCUCGCAAAUUGUGAAUUACCUAACUUCAACUAAACAAGAGCUGAAAUCGACUAAAAUUGAGAGAGAAAGGGUCGUUACUGAGUUGCUUAUAAAUGGUGUGCUAUCAAUAGAUGAUCAAAAUUUGGAAGAGAAAUUACUGACGGCUAAUUUUUACUCGGUGUUGGAGUUCAUGUACGAGAAAAGAGGCGAGUACUACAAGAUGCUGAGAUGUUUUUGUCAGAUGAGCGAGAGGAGUAGAAUGAUUUUUCGCUUCAUCAGAAGCGUGUUGUACCAGUUGGAUCACGUGACUGAUGAGCAGAAACAGCUGUUGAUCAGUGAGAUUAAUCAAAACAUAUCGCUGCUCAUACAGAUUGACCCAGCUAAAUCUGCCAACCUCCUAUUAGUUGAGUUGAAGCUUCCGGUUGAGAGAGUGACUCGCCAAUUGUCUGCUGAUCACGAGGCGCAAGUGGUGUUCCAGUUCCUGUCUGGAGUGGUGGAACUGAUCUCAAGGGAUAAAAUAUCCAUACAUUCCAUCGAACAGCAGCAAUCUGCUGAAGGCCUGAAUAACUCUGACAGCAGUGAUGCUCUUCCGUCCUCUUCCAGUGGGAGUGAGUGGGUGCGGGGAGUGGUGCAGCAGUACAUGAAGUUAGCAGCUGUGCUGCAGGUGGAGUCCCUGGAGACAUUCAUCAGACAGAGUCCGGCUCUCACUCUCUCCUCCAAGAGCAUAGAGGACGCCAUGCACAUUUGCCAGGGGUAUAACCUGGGUCACUUGGUGUCCUACUUGCACGUGCGAGCAGGCAACCAUCUUCAGGCAAUGAAGACAUUUGUGUACUACGUAGAUAAACUCAUAUCCUCAUUCCUCAAAUACGAUUCGGAAAGUGACUUGGGAGGUAACGGAGACGGGUUUCAGUCCACUUCUGAGCCAUUGACAUUCGAGAAAGUGAAACACAUGGUGGAGAAAUGCGCCAAAUUGCUACGAGAGAUGAUAGCCACUUACCAUGUGGAGGAGAAACAUGUACAGGACUCAUGGUUCUCUUUACUAGAUACGGUGGUGACGCCUGUGAAGUGUAAGGAGAGUGAGUGGGCGGACAGUUUCAAGCACCUGCUGUUCUCCCUUCUGAACAGCAUGAUCGGAUACAUCUCUCUGCCCAACAUACUCACCAAAGUAUUCGCAGACACAGCUUACGACUCUGGAACCUACGAUGAUGUUCGCCACUUAGUCACAGGGAUGUUUGAGACAUGCAGAUACGAAUCAACUCUUCUGACGAUCACCAGUCAACUUCUCGACCAGGACAUUUUCUCGAACUUUCUCGCUCUGAAAGUAUCAGCCACCAAGGGCACAAGACCUAUCUCCAUGUCCUGUGCAAUAUGCUACAAGAAGUUACGUAAUACUGUUACGUCAUCAGCUCAGACGAAUGUAGACUCCUUGAGGUCAUCUAGUGGCGCCAACAGUGGCAGUCUGGCAGUGUUUCAAUGUGGGCAUGGGUACCACGUGGAUUGUCUGAGCAGGUCAGAAUCCUGGGAAGAAGUGAUUACGGAGGUUUCAGGGUUGCCGGAAACUACAAUUAGAAAUAUUUGUUUAAUUUGCAAAUCCAGGAAGGAUCCCAACUUCGAAAGUCGACAAAGUGUGAAUCCCAAUGUAGGAAGAGGUGUUUCUGCAUCGUUUUACUCAGAUGACGGCAGCGGAUUUGGGACAACGGGAACUCUAUCGAGGCAAAAGUCACUCAAUUCUGCGGAGAAAGAAAUGGAAGAUCAUGUUGCAAGAGCUCAUUCUUGCAUGUACAGAUCAAAAAGAAUUCUUGAUGCGACAUCCAAUCAAAAUUCAGUUCAAAGUUCUUCCUCUUUAGUCGGUCGCUUCAGGACUGCAAACAGCUUCGCGUAUAGUAGUUACUCAUACAGUUCUUCUUCUAGCGCUCUGGAUUCAUCUCUUAAACUUAGCUUGAAACCGAAAAUUGUCCCGAAUAAAAACAUUUUUGAUUCCAACGACUAGUAUGUAAGAAAAUUAAUUAAAUUUAUAGUUUAUUAUUUUUGCAAUGAUUCCUAAAUGAUGUAUCUAUGGUUGU